Bubalus bubalis (water buffalo) is the source of this 1395-nucleotide messenger RNA. It is a transcript of the gene C18H19orf84, whose product is annotated as chromosome 18 C19orf84 homolog. The record is from RefSeq and is a predicted model, not a curated record. The coding region runs from base 132 to 674 and encodes 180 amino acids. The transcript is spliced from 2 exons. Lineage: Eukaryota; Metazoa; Chordata; Mammalia; Artiodactyla; Bovidae.
CGCACAGCCCGCAAGCCACGCCCCUUCCCAACAAAGUCCCGCCCACCUUCUCCCAGACCCUUCCCCUUUCUCUGAGCGCUGGAGAAAUCGAGGUGAAGGUGCUAGAAAAGACUUGAAACACCCCCGUAAAGAUGGAACAGCGAAAGGAAGAGACUGGGCCUGAGGGGAACAAUCUGCCAUCCCCCGGGACUGGGUCGUGGCCGCCUCCAUCUUUCCCAGCUCUGCCCGCUUCUUUCCUGGGUACCCCAGAUCCAGCCCACCUGGGGCUCCCCAAGAGCCUGGCCUCUGUGACCGUCCCCAUCCGCCUGGAUGCCCUCUCCUACCUCCUGCAUAGCGCCCUGAUGGGGGCCUACUCGCUUCAGCAGUCCUUGCCCUCCUGCCCCUGUGUCCCCCAGGCAUGCUGCACCCAGCCAGGCACUGCCAAGAGGCCACCCAAGGGACGCGGGGGCUGGAACCUCCCGCACAGGCCAGGCCGGGGCCACCGGAGGUGGGGACUUGGGAGGGCUCAACAGGCAGAGAGAGGCUGGGCCAGGGGCCGUGGGGCUGGCCCCAAGACCCCGCUGGUGACGCCACCAUCACCAGCACCUCCUGCUGAGGAUGGGAAGAAGGACAGCCAGGGUCCGGAGCCACCCGUGGAGCCGCCACCUGCUGAGGACUGGGAGGCCGAGUACUAGGACCCUGAGGAUCCCGCAAUCCCAGAUUCUGGAGAGAGCCUUGGAGGUCACCAGGAGAGUUUUCUUGGAGCCCGGGGUGACCCCAUACCUGCUAGAGAAUACCCAGGGAACAUCGCACUCCCAUCCCUCUUCCCUGAAAACCACAGCCUCGGGAGGGGCUCCUGCAAGUCAGCUGGUGACACCGGGACCUGACUUCGGAUCCCAAGCCAGGGAAACAACCCUGAACCUCAUGCCCAAACCCAAGCCCCUUCUCAUCUCUGACAGCAUCCCUAACUACAGUGCCAACCUGCGCUUCUCUCCCAACCCCCCGGGGCUCCCCCGGACAUCUCCAGCCCCCUUCCUAACCCCACAGCCAUUCCCGCCAGCCCCACCCCAUAGCCCCAGCCAUUCAUCCCCCUUCCUGCUCCCAUCUCUGCCCUGACCCACCCUCGUAGCCUCGUUCCCAGCUCCCUCAUCCCCUUCUUCCUAAAGGCCAGUCCGGCCCGUCAUCCUUCAUUUCACUGAAGCUCCAGCCCCCAUCGCAGCCAUGUCCUCGACCCCAGCCAGCGCCACCUCAUCCUCAACCCCCUUCCUGUCCCAGCCCCCCAGGUGACAUGCCCUGUGACCCCACUUGCAGAAAACCCUGUUGUCCCAACAUAUGCAGGCACCUGCAGCGCCCACCCCAUUUUCUGCCCUUGGGGGAGGGGGACUGGCUUGCACAAUAAAUGGCUGAGUGUCCCUA